Molecule: messenger RNA, 2471 nt
Organism: Alosa sapidissima (American shad)
Lineage: Eukaryota; Metazoa; Chordata; Actinopteri; Clupeiformes; Clupeidae
Product: synaptoporin
Exons: 6
Coding region: 119-1069 (316 amino acids)
Cellular component (GO): synaptic vesicle; synaptic vesicle membrane
Source: RefSeq, a predicted model, not a curated record
CAUAAGCGAUUACAGCCGAGUGUCUCUUUACGCGCGAGGGACAGAAACACAUCAGUCUGUGAUCUUGUUAAGUGCUGCUACUGUUAUUACGACAUAAUACACAUUAAAUUAUUUCGUUAUGGAGACUGCCAACCAGAUUGUGCCUGGGGGAUCUUUCGAAGUGCUCAAACUGCCACUUGGAUUUAUACGCGUUUUGGAAUGGCUUUUUGCCAUCUUUGCCUUCGCAACAUGCGGCGGCUACUCUGGUCAGCUGCGGGUUAGCGUUGACUGCAUCAAUAAGGCGGACAGCAACCUCAGCAUUGGCAUCAACUUUGGUUACCCUUUCAGAUUGCACCAGGUGUCUUUCGAGGCCCCUGUGUGUGAGGGGCGAGCGCAGGAGAGGCUGUACCUUGUGGGGGACUUCUCUUCCUCUGCCCAGUUCUUCGUCACCAUUGCAGUGUUUUCCUUCCUCUACUCUCUGUUGGCCACGGUCGUUUACAUCUUCUAUCAAAACAAGUACAGAGAGAACAACAGGGGACCUCUCGUUGACUUCAUUGUGACCGUGGUGUUCUCCUUCAUGUGGCUGGUCAGCUCCUCAGCUUGGGCUAAAGGUCUCUCGGACGUCAAGGUGGCCACGGACCCGGAUGAGGUGGUCCUGCUGAUGUCCGCCUGUAAAGUCCAGGGCAACAAGUGUGGCUCUAUUUACGGCCCCAUCUGGUCUGGUCUCAACACGUCUGUGGUCUUUGGUUACUUGAACUUUGUGCUGUGGGCAGGCAACAUCUGGUUCGUCUUCAAAGAGACUGGCUGGCACAAGGGUGGCCCACGGGGGUAUCCAGGGGGUACCUUGGAAAAACAGUCCACUGGCUUCAACCAGCCGGCCUACAACCAGCCUCCCUACAACCAGCCGCCCUACAACCAGCCUCCCUACAACCAGCCACCCUACAACCAGCCUCCCUACAGCACAGGCGACGGCUUCAGCCAACCACUUGGCUACAACCAACCAGUGGGCUUCAGCAGCCAAGGUGACCUGGGCCAGCCGUCAGACUACAGCCAGGUGGGAGGGCCCACCUCAUACUCCAACCAGAUGUGAGUGAACAGCCCGCAGGUCUGUGUCACUUCCAAGGGCAUGUCUCAUUAAGGAAUUUAAUUAUGUCACUAAUGAUUCAGCAUUUUCAGAAGCCAAUUCAUCAGAAAUCCUCAGAGUCAAAGCCAGUGCCACGUGAAGGCGCUAAUAAAGCAGGUUCGUUUAUGUUGACACUAACAGCCAUUGGGGUUUGUUGUUUUUAUUUGGUUCAUUCCUUACACGCUGAUUAAAAGCAGAAAUAGUAUAUUUUUCAGACAACAGGGGUUGAACAUGUCCAAGGUCUCAUAUUUCUUAGAUAUUGCAAAAAGCUCAUGAAGAUGGCAUGAUGUAGUUUACAUUAUACCUUAUUAUACCUUAUGCUGUUUACUGAAGUGGUGUAAAAAAUGGCCCCAUGCUAUGUAAGCAAAAUGGUCACACUUGCUAAAAUAUACAAUGUAAGUAUAUCUGAGUUUUGUUUAGUUUUGUCCAUAAAUAGACUAUAGAUGAGUGCUCUGUUCUUUUUUCUUUGCCUGUGUUUUGUCACUGACCUUUUGUGAAGGACAGAUGGGUUUGCACUGUUGUGGGGGGAACAAACUGUGGUCCACAUUUGUAUACAUUUUUAAUCUUAAUAAUUCUGACAAAGUGCAUGAUGUUAUGCUGUUGAUGUUACUAAUAUGCCUGUUGUUUUGCAGAUGAUAUCAAAUAAAUUCUAUUAAGUGAUCUCUAUUUGAAAACGAAGCACUUAUAUAUAUAUAUAUAUAAUAUUAUUUAUUAUAUAAAUUAUAUAACAUAGAUAGAUUCUGAAUAUUUUAUAUAUUUUCCUAUGACAGCCAAAUUAAUGUCACUUUAUAUUAGAAACAUUUAUGUCACAUACUCUAAAAAAACCUUUGAUCUUUCACUCUCUAAAGACUCAAUACUCUCUAAAUACGUUAAGUUGUAUCACUUGGUUGAGAUAUCAUCACCACGGCACCAAGGUUUUCAUACAGUCCUUUGUUUACAGUGUUUGAGUCUGAUUAAGGCUUCGUGUUUCUUUCUCUGAAGCAUUGCCACUGCACGUUAAAAUGCUCAAAUCUUGCAGAUAGAGAGAGUGAGAGAUUUACUGUCAGUAAGCCAGGAAAAGUUUAAAAUGGGUUAAAAUGGAUAAAAUCGAUUACGUUCACUUGCUUUGUGUCCUACUCAGGACUAAAUACAUCUCUGGAAUUCCUUAUCACAUGAGAGAAAAUAAAUGCAAAACAAGAAAUGCAUGUCUCAGAUUUUUCAAAAUAUAUUAAAAAAUUCUAAGAUAUAUAUACUGAAACGUAUGACACUGUUGUUGUUCUACUGUCUGUGUGUUAAUAUAAUGUGAACAAGUCAGAGUCCAUGUUUGUGUAUUUGGUGGCCAUGGCUAUUUAGCGUGAAUGACAUUGUAUAUGCAUUCCAAGUGAUAACA